AUGGCUCAUUCUCACAAGUCCAACCCUUCUCUACAGGUGACGGCAGAUCACCAGAUCAAGAUGGCUGAAGCACCCAUCGAGCAACCCGGAUACGGAGAGGUAUUGCUGCAUAUCAAGUGCACAGGAAUCUGUGGAUCAGAUAUCCACUUUUGGAAGUCUGGACGUAUUGGACCUUUGAUUGUGGAGAGUGAUUGUAUUCUUGGACAUGAGGCUUCUGGUGUUGUGCUCAAGCUUGGAGAAGGAGUGAAGGAUCUUGCCGUUGGCGAUAGAGUAGCAGUCGAACCCGGCAUGCCCUGUGACAACUGCUGGCUCUGCAGAGAAGGUCGCUACAACCUGUGCGAAGAUGUAAAGUUCUCUGGUGUUUGGCCUCACCACGGUACCCUCCAGCGCUUCAAGGUCCAUGCUGCAAAGUGGUUACACAAGAUCCCAGACGAUGUGAGCUUUGCGGAAGGCGCACUCCUCGAACCUCUUUCUGUGGUACUUCAUGGCAUCCGUCGCGCAGGACUGACUCUAGGUCGUGGUGCUGUGAUCUGCGGUGCUGGCCCCAUCGGUCUGAUUGCCCUUCUCUCCUCCCGCGCCUCUGGAGCACAUCCCCUAGUCAUCACCGACCUAGAACCCAAUCGUCUCGCCUUUGCCAAAAAGCUAGUCCCCGAGUGUGAAACUUACCAAGUUCAAAGAGACCUAAGCUCAGAAGACAAUGCAAAGAAAAUCAGAAAGCUGUUUGGAGAGUCCGAGUACGGAUGUCCGGAAACUGUGCUUGAGUGUACGGGCGUGGAGAGUAGUAUUGUUACUGCAGCAUUUGCAGUGCGCAGAGGAGGUACGGUGAUGGUUAUUGGAGUUGGCAGACCUGUGGUUAACAAUAUCCCUUUUAUGCAUAUGAGUCUUGGCGAGAUCAAUCUCAAGUUCAUCAACAGGUACACUGAUACCUGGCCCGCAGGCAUUGCGGCCGUCAAGGGCAAACUGAUGGAUCUGAAACCAUUGGUCUCUCAUGUGUUUGCUCUUGAGAAGGCAGUGGACGCAAUGCACAUCUGUGCCGAUCUAAGCCAAGGAAGCAUCAAAGUGCAAAUCGUCGACGAAGUCGAUAUCAACCCUGAGGAUGUUGAGUGA
This is a messenger RNA of Aureobasidium musti, 1107 nucleotides long. The record is from the annotation of a GenBank genome assembly. NCBI's taxonomy places the organism in Eukaryota, Fungi, Ascomycota, Dothideomycetes, Dothideales, Saccotheciaceae.